AUGACUAUCAUUCCCGGAUGGCGCGCUCUGGCGCUGUCUCUGGCAGCUCUUGCCCCGGCAGCAAUGGCAGACAUCUGUUCGACACUUCAACAGGCAAACAUCGAUGUCGAGUACCCAUUGUCGCUGACCUACAACUACGACCUGACCCAGUACUGGUCCGCCGCAUGCAGUGCUCUUCGGCCGACAUGUAUUGCCGCUCCCUCCAGUGCUGCGGAGAUGUCGCAGAUUAUCACGGAGCUGCACAAAGUCGAGACCCUGUUUGCCGUCAAGUCCGGUGGCCACAACCCGAACAAUGGGUGGGCCAGUAUCGAGAACGGCCUGCUGAUUUCCACCAAGAACCUGAACCAGGUGAAUUAUAACGAGGAGGACCAGACCGCUGUCAUUGGUCCUGGUCUUUCAUGGGAAGAGGCCCAGGCGGGCCUGGAUGGAACUGGUCAGGCCGUUGUUGGAGGCCGGCUUGGGGGCGUGGGUGUUGGAGGAUAUAUGCUUGGAUGUGGAAUGAGCUUCUUGAGCACCCAGUACGGCUGGGCCGCCAACAACGUGGUCAACUACGAAGUGGUUCUGGCCAAUGGUACUAUCGUGAAUGCUAACGAAGACGAGAACAACGAUCUCUUCGCUGCUCUGAAGGGAGGCGGCAACAACUUCGGCGUGGUGACAGCGUACACGAUGCGAACGCACCCUGUGGGCAAGGUGUGGGGUGGCAAUUACAUUUUCACGGCCGACAAGACGCCACAGAUUCUUGCUGCCCUGCGCAACUUUGUGGCCGACUACCCGGAUGACAAGGCGGCCAUUAUCCUGACCAGCGAACAUGGCGCUGUCAUCGACCUCUGGAUCAUGUUCCUUUUCUACGAUGGGCCUGAACCCCCGGCGGGAGUCUUUGACGAGUUCUCGGCCAUUGACCAUACCUCUACCGCGAAGACGUGGGAUAGCUACUACGACUUGCUGAAGAACAAUGACUUCUUUAUUCUGCAUGGACAACGCUACACCAUCGCCACGGAGACGACACCAGUGCCAGACAACUCUAGUGUGUUACAGGAGUACUAUGACCACUGGUUCCAGGUCACCGAGUCUGUGCUGGACGUGACGGGCGUUUUAGGCUCGAUUGCCUUCCAGCCCGUCCCGAAGUCAUUCAGCCAAAAGGCCAAGGCAAACGGCGGCGACCUCCUCGACGUCCCAACGGACACGAACUACAUUUUCAUGGAACUGGACUUCUCGUACGCGCUCUCCCUCGACGACGACACAAUCGACCAAGCCAACCAGAACCUCUAUGGGGGAAUGAAUACUAUCGUACAGAAGAACAUCGACCAGGGUGCGCUGCCAGAUGUGUACCGGCCUCUGUUCAUGAAUGACGCCUACUACCGCCAGGAUUACUGGAGUCGCAUCAAGCCGGAGUCGCACCAAUUCGCGCUGGAGACGCGAUUGCGCUAUGACCCGGAUGGAUUCUUCCAGACCCGGACCAGUGGUGGAUGGAGAUUGCCAGCCCAGUAA
Messenger RNA from Penicillium lagena, 1488 nucleotides. Its product is annotated as FAD-binding oxidoreductase. Gene Ontology annotation, molecular function: FAD binding. Lineage: Eukaryota; Fungi; Ascomycota; Eurotiomycetes; Eurotiales; Aspergillaceae. The record is from RefSeq and is a predicted model, not a curated record. The transcript has 5 exons. The coding region runs from base 1 to 1488 and encodes 495 amino acids.